ACUUUCUGCUUUUCACACCUUUCACUGUAAGUUAUUAACAAAGUUUUAUGAUUUUAUGAUGGAUUUUCCUUUUCUUUACUCAAUUGUAGGGAAUGACGUGAAUCUCCUUGGUUUGUGCUGUGACUUGUGGACUUGCAGAUAUGUCGUGGGGAAAACAGAUUGCACAGAAGUCAAUAUCAUUGUCAAGAUAAUGGAUAUACCGUGAUACUGUUCUUCCGUAUUGUCGCAAAUCUAUAAAGUCACACGAAUUGAGACCAUUUUUUUGCAAACAAUGGAGCAAAAAGCAGAAAGUUCAGAUACUGAUCAGGAAAUAAAACGUGGCAAGAACCAUAAUAACUCUGGCUAUUCCUCUGAUUUUGGGACUACACCACAGUCUUCCAGCCAGUCCUCUCCCGGCAGCCCCUUACGUACAGAGUCAAAGGAAACAACUGCCAACAAACAACCAUCAGGCAACCAAGUGCAUCACCAAGCCCCUAGGAAACCAACCCCUAAGGCUGUACAAAACAAAAAGUGUGGCCGAAUGGGAUUUCGAUCCCAGAGUCUCAAUAGAGAGCCACUGCGGAAAGAUUCUGAUCAUGUAACAAAACGCGUUCUCUCUGCAAGACUGCUGAAAAUCACUGAGUUGCAGAAUGAAGUAUGUGAACUCCAGGUCAAGUUAGCUGAGCUGCUAAAAGAAAAUAAGGCUUUGAAAAGGCUUCAGUAUAGACAGGAGAAAGCCCUGAAUAAGUUUGAAGAUGCAGAAAGUGAAAUUGCUCAACUUAUACUUCGUCACAACAAUGAGAUUACAGUACUCAAAGAACGCUUGAGAAAAUCUCAAGAGAAAGAGCGGGCCACCGAGAAAAGAGUGAAAGACACUGAAGGUGAACUUUUCAGGACAAAAUUUUCCUUACAAAAACUGAAGAAGAUCUCAGAAGCCAGACACCUGCCUGAAAGAGAUGAUCUGGCCAAGAAGCUAGUGUCAGCCGAGUUGAAACUCGAUGACACCGAGAGAAGAAUUAAGGAACUUUCAAGGAACCUUGAGCUGAGUACUAACAGUUUCCAACGUCAGCUGUUUGCUGAGAGGAAAAGGGCAUAUGAGGCUCAUGAUGAAAAUAAAGUUCUACAAAAGGAGCUACAACGUCUGUACCACAAACUAAAGGAAAAGGAGAGAGAACUGGAUAUAAAAAACAUAUAUUCUAACCGUCUGCCCAAGUCCUCUCCAAAGAAAGAAAAAGAACUUGCUCCAAGAAAGCAUGCUGCAUGCCAGAGUGAUUUUACAGACCUGUGUACAAAGGGAGUACAAACGAGUGAAGAUUUGGGGCAGGAAGAAACUUCCAUAACACCACAGACAAUUAUGUGUUACGAAAACAAGCAGGAGGAACCGGAACAUCAUUCUUUGAACGUGGAGUCCCAAGAGCCAGAGGAACACAAGGAAGCCAAGGCUCUGCCUUCACCUGCAGAGAAAGAAGAAGCUGGCGACGACAAAGAUGAAGGAGAGGGCAUCCUGGAGCUGGAGGAUGAGAAGCUGGAGACUGCCUGGGCGAGCGAGGAGGCCGGCGGCCGGCGGGACGCGGGGAGGCCCGGCUCGGCCGCGGGGCCGCGGGCGGACGGCUCGGGCGAGGAAGCGGAAGCGGAGGAGGAAGCGGAAGCGGAAGCGGAGGCGGAGGCGGAGAGGGCCAAGACGGAGCUGCUGCUGGCCAAGCUGAACGAGCUGCACCGGGAGCUCCGGGACCCGCGGGGCCGGCCGCCGCCCGCGGCGCCCCUGCUCCCGGACCUGGGGCCCCGGCUGCGCGCGCUGGUGCGGAGCCCGCCGCCGCCCUCGCCGCCCUGGCCGCCGCGGGAGCCGGGCCUGCCCGCCGCCCUGGCCGCCCUGGCCGCCGCCGCCCCGCGGGGGGACGCCCGCAGCAGCCCGGCCCCGCCCGGCGCCGCCCGCGACCUGGCCCUGGCCUUCGGGAGCUACGUGCCCUCGUUCGGGAGAACCCCGGGGAAGCCGCCCCCGCCCCCGGGCGGCCCGUGGAGCGGCCCGGCGGCGCUGCCGGCGGCCGAGCGCCUCUUCGGGCCCGGCGCCGCCGCCGCCGCCGUCGGGGGCGACGGCAGCGCCGGCUCCUCGCGCGCCAACAGCCGCGGCGACGGCGGGGCCCGGGCCGCGGACGAGGGCUUCCCCCGGGGCGGCGAGGGCCGGCGCGGCGGCCACCCGCCCCGGCCGCGCCUGCCGCCCGCCAGCCCCAAGCCCGGCGCCCCGGCCGCGCUGUCCGCCCUGGACGCCGUCGAGGACGAGGUGGAGGAGGUGGCGCUGCGAUGA
This is a messenger RNA of Perognathus longimembris pacificus (Pacific pocket mouse), 2281 nucleotides long. It is a transcript of the gene Lca5, whose product is annotated as lebercilin LCA5. Gene Ontology annotation, cellular component: axoneme. The record is from RefSeq and is a predicted model, not a curated record. NCBI's taxonomy places the organism in Eukaryota, Metazoa, Chordata, Mammalia, Rodentia, Heteromyidae. The coding region runs from base 272 to 2281 and encodes 669 amino acids. Gene Ontology annotation, biological process: intraciliary transport. The transcript is spliced from 8 exons.